AUGGAUCCUGGCACAGGCCUCGCCGUGUUCGACCUGUCUGUGAAGGUCGCAAAGCUUUGCUGGGAAUACUAUCGCAAGGUCAAAAAUGCCAAAAGUGACAUUGAACGCCUGAAAGAAGAAGUGGACAGACUCAAGGCUCCUCUUGAAGCUGCAGAGAAGCUUCUCAAAAGCCCAAACGGCCAGAGACUUCAGGCUGCACAGUCCUUGUUGAGUGCACUCCAGGGCUGCGAAGCACAACUCAAAGAGCUGGAAACAAAGCUGAAGACCAAGCUAGAAGACACGCUCAAGCAUGGGAAAAUAUAUAAGGCAAUGAGGAAGAUAAUAAGGCGACUCGGCCUUAGCGCACUUAAGUGGCCACUCGAAAGCAAAGAUGUCGACGCCAUCAUUGCAACCCUCGAGAAGCAUCGAAACGAGCUCUCUUACGCUCUUCAGAUCGACCAGACUGCGGAAAUCCUUCACAUUGGCCAAAAGCUCGACCUCUCGAAACUGCCUACCGCGAAAGAUGCAUCCUUUGACUCGCACGCCGACGAGCACGACGCACGAUGCCUUCCAGAGACACGAGUCACCCUACGCGAGGAUAUAAAAAAGUGGGCAGAGGAUAAGCACAGCGAAUGUAUCUUCUGGCUUAACGGCAUGGCGGGUACCGGAAAGUCAACAAUUUCACGUACGGUCGCGCAGUCGUUCGCCGACGAGGGAGUCCUUGGCGCUAGCUUCUUCUUCAAAAGGGGCGAGAAAGAUCGCAGCAGUGCAGCUCUUUUGUUCACGACCCUUGCUGCCAGACUUGCUAAUAUCCCUAUUUUGGCAGCACCCAUCAGAAAAGCCAUUGAGACCGACCCCGAACUUCCUCAGAAAGCUCUAAAAGAGCAGUUUGAGCACCUCCUCAUAAGACCUCUAGAGAGUUUCAAGGGUGAUCCUAUCAACCCAAAGAGGAUUGUGCUCGUGAUUGACGCACUUGAUGAAUGCGAGCGAGAUGACGAUGUCCGAGUUAUCAUCCGGCUACUAUCACAAGCAAGAACACUACAUUCUGUACGGCUGAGGACUUUUGUAACGAGCAGGCCCGAACUUCCAAUCCGGCUUGGCUUCAGCAAUAUUGAGGGGCAGUACCAGGAUCUAGUCCUGCACAAGAUACCGAAGCCGGUCAUCGAGCACGACAUCGCUGCGUUUCUAGAGCACAAACUCAAAGAGAUUAGGGAUGAGUGUAAUAGAUUGUCUACCGGCAAUCCGCAACUUCCGUCGAACUGGCCAGGCAUCGAGGCCAUUCAGACACUGACGAUCCCGCUGGCCGACUAA
This is a messenger RNA of Lasiodiplodia theobromae, 1290 nucleotides long. RefSeq names its product Vegetative incompatibility protein HET-E-1. The record is from RefSeq and is a predicted model, not a curated record. The coding region runs from base 1 to 1290 and encodes 429 amino acids. The transcript has 3 exons. NCBI's taxonomy places the organism in Eukaryota, Fungi, Ascomycota, Dothideomycetes, Botryosphaeriales, Botryosphaeriaceae.